GUCGGAAAAAUUUUAAUUUUAGAUAAACUCCUUCAUUGUACUAAACAAAAUAAUGAUAAUUCAGUGAUAAUAGUUCAAUACAAUUCAUAAAAGUAUGCAAUUUUUCACCAAUGUUAAAUAAUUGUUUCUCUAUGACGUGUCACGUAAAUUUAUCGUCGGUAAACCGACUUUACAGACAACCAGUUUAUUUUUUGUUAUUGAUAAUUAAUAAUUAUAUUAAUCCUAUAUUAACAGGGUCAAAUGUAUAAUUAUGUCUAUACAUCGAAAAUUUGAAAUAUUAAUUAUUAUGCCAUCGCCCAAAAGUAUCGAUAGAUCGACCUACAAAUAUCGAUACUUCCUUCGAAACUAAUCAAGUCUAAUUCGAGCCCGAUUCCAAUAAGAAUAGUAAAUAUUAUGAAUGAAAAGUUUUAUUAUUUUUACGCAAUUUAAUAGAAUUUCAGUAAACAGUAACUUCAGAGAAGAAACAUUUAGAUAUUCCCAAAUAUUUUCCAAAAAUUUCAUAUAAAUCUUUCAUUGAAAAAAAUACGAACUAAUGGAUUUUUCUACUGUAUGUCGCAUGUGUCUUAGUACAGAGAAUUUGACACCUAUCUUUGAAAAUUCUUUUAAUGAAAUUGAUUAUUCUACAACAGUUUAUAUAAUUACAGGGAUUAAGGUAGAAAGAAAUGAUGGGCUACCCCAGAACAUAUGUGAGGAAUGUUUCACAAAAAUUAAUGGUAUACUUAAAUUUAGGGAAGCGUGCAAAAUCGUCGAAUAUCAACUCAUACAAUUAAAAAAUAAACUUCAAAAGUCUGAGUUACACUUUGCGAAUGAUUCUGAACAGGCGAAACUGAAUGAUGCAUCAGAGAACACACAUGGUUAUAAAACUAUUAUACAAACAGACAAUGAUUGUGUUACAAAAAAAGAAGAAAAGAUUCUAGAAUGUUUGAUGGAGAAUGAUGAAAUAAACAAUAGCUUAGACUCUGAAAAUUCCAUAACAAAUACGUUUGAAACCGCAGUACACAUCUUAGGAACAAAUAAACCAAAUGCAAGUUUUGAGAGCUCCGAUGAACUAUUCAAAGCGAAUGAUGUUAAUAACCGUGUCACCUGCAAGCUGUGUCAGAAGGACCUGUCCAUUCGCAGUGUGGAUGCCCAUAUGGCUAGGAGACACCCCGGCGCGGACCGGAGGAAGAUAAAAUGCGAUCUCUGUGAUGCGUAUAUCUUGAAGGCUAAAAUGAACAGACACAGGAAACUGGUGCACGGAGAAUGCUUUAAAUGCGGGUAUUGUAAAUCAGAUUUCGUCGAUAAAAAUACACUAGUUGAGCACGCAAUCACGUGUAUGGCCAAGAAGAAAAAACGAAAAGUAUCUGAUUCUAGUCGCGAAUUGAUUGAUUGCGAUGUGUGCAAGAAAAGAAUGCAAAAGGCUAGUCUGAAACUCCACGUGGCCGUGAAGCACGCCGGGCUGGGACCGGUGUGUGAGCACUGCGGCAAACGUUUCGGCAACAAGACGCGUCUGGGCGAGCACUGCCGCGCCAAGCACGGCCACGAGAAGUUCCGGUGCGGGUACUGCGAGUUCCAGAGCGCCUCCGUGCUGGCGCUUCAGAAUCACGAGAGGCGCCAUCGCGGGGAGAAGCCGUUCGUGUGUGAAGCGUGCGGGGCGAAGUUCCACGCGGCCUACCUCCUGGCCCAGCACCGGCACUCGCACAGGACCCAGAAGCUGGUCAGGUGCGAACUGUGUCCGGCCUCAUUCAAAUCAAACAACAGUUUGCACGUGCACAAACAGACCUGCCACAGCAACGCCAUAUACAAAUGCAGCAUGUGCUCCAGAUCCUACAGCUGUCGUCACUACGCUGUCAAACAUCUCCGGCACGUGCAUCAGUACAGCGGGCCGGCGCCUCCUCUCACGGCAAUAGACGCUCAGAAUAUUAUAUGAGAAGAAAUAAAAACAAAUAAGAAUAAAUGAUUUAUUUAUUUUAAA
Molecule: messenger RNA, 1954 nt
Organism: Bombyx mori (domestic silkworm)
Lineage: Eukaryota; Metazoa; Arthropoda; Insecta; Lepidoptera; Bombycidae
Product: myoneurin
Exons: 10
Coding region: 533-1909 (458 amino acids)
Biological process (GO): regulation of transcription by RNA polymerase II
Cellular component (GO): nucleus
Molecular function (GO): zinc ion binding; RNA polymerase II cis-regulatory region sequence-specific DNA binding; DNA-binding transcription activator activity, RNA polymerase II-specific
Source: RefSeq, a predicted model, not a curated record